Messenger RNA from Exophiala dermatitidis NIH/UT8656, 2709 nucleotides. Its product is annotated as DNA topoisomerase I. Gene Ontology annotation, biological process: chromosome segregation; DNA topological change; DNA replication. Gene Ontology annotation, molecular function: DNA binding; DNA topoisomerase type I (single strand cut, ATP-independent) activity. The record is from RefSeq and is a predicted model, not a curated record. The transcript has 4 exons. Gene Ontology annotation, cellular component: chromosome; nucleolus. The coding region runs from base 1 to 2709 and encodes 902 amino acids. Lineage: Eukaryota; Fungi; Ascomycota; Eurotiomycetes; Chaetothyriales; Herpotrichiellaceae.
AUGGCGUCCUCAGGCGAUGAUAUGCCUAUCGCAGCGUCGAGGAAGUCUAACGGGACGAAUGGAGUCACCAACGCGCUCUCUGCGUCAAAGAUUCCUUCGACGGUGGACGCUACGAUGGACCGAGAAAUCCCUACCAAUGGCGAGGUCAUGCCAGGCAUAUCCAUGGCCAACGGGGAUGUGAAAGUUGAAGAUACACCUAUGACGGACGGCAAUGACAAUGUGGUCAACGGAGCCAAGCGGAAGGCCCGAGACAGUCUUACACGGCCAGAUUAUGCUGAGGCCGAAAGCAGCGACGAUGAUGUGCCAUUGAGUAAGAAGCGAAAAACCACGACAGCGCCCGCCGAUUCCGACUCCGACGAUGCCCCUCUUAUUUCCAAGGCAAAAACCAACGGCAAGACCGUUACCAAUCCGCCACGCGUGAAGGCGUCACAGAUCGGCGAGUCUUCGGAUUCUGAUGUUCCACUGGGCAAGAAAUUGGCCAAGCAGAAACAAAACAUUGAAAAGGCUGCCGAGAAAGAGGCCAAGCAGAUCCGCAAGGACGAAAAGAAGGAAGCCGACAAGUCCAAGGCCAAAAAGGCUGCCCCGGCGAAAAAGGUGAAGAAAGAAGAAUCCAGUGACGACGACAAACCAUUGGCCAAGCGCGCGCCAGCAACCGCUAGUAGGAGAGUCAAGACCGAGUCUUCCACACCGGUAAAGAAGACCUCGAAGUCCAUCAAGAAGGAGGAGACUGCCGACCCCGAAGACGAAGAAGAUGACGAUGAUGAGGUCAAAUGGUGGGAGGAUCCUACCAAAGGCGAUGGAACCAACAAGUGGGAGACUCUGGAGCACAAUGGUGUCGUGUUCCCACCGCCUUAUCAACCACUCCCAGAACAUGUCAAGAUGAAAUACGACGGUGUGCCAAUUUCACUUCAUCCAGACGCCGAGGAGGUUGCCGGUUUCUUCGGGUCCAUGCUGAAUUCGACGCACAACGUGGAGAAUCCUACCUUCCAGAAGAAUUUCUUCAACGACUUCAAAGAAAUCCUGGAGAAAACGGGUGGAGCUACCGACGCCAAAACUGGCAAGAAGAUUGAGAUCAAGGAGUUUGCGAAGUGCGAUUUCCGACCGAUCUUCGAGCAUUACGAAGCUGAGCGAGCAGCCAAGAAGGCACUACCUGCGGCGGAAAAGAAAGCGCUCAAAGCAGCCAAAGAUGAGGCCGAGGCUCCAUACAUGUACUGCAUCUGGGAUGGCAAGAAGCAGAAAGUCGGCAACUUCCGCGUCGAACCUCCUGGGUUGUUCCGUGGUCGGGGUGAACAUCCAAAGACGGGGAAAGUCAAGACUAGGGUAAUGCCAGAACAGGUCACGCUCAACAUUGGCAAAGAAGCCAAGGUGCCGCCUCCGCCGGAAGGCCACAAAUGGAAAGAGAUCAAGCAUGACAAACAAGGCACCUGGCUGGCUAUGUGGCAGGAAAACAUCAACGGCAACUACAAGUAUGUCAUGCUUGCGGCCAAUUCGGAUAUCAAAGGCCAAAGCGAUUACAAGAAGUUUGAAAAGGCUCGGGAACUGAAGAAGCACAUUGACCGGAUCCGUCAAGACUACCGCAAAGAUCUCAAAUCGGAACUCAUGGCCGAUCGACAGAAAGCAACCGCCAUGUACUUGAUCGAUCAAUUCGCCCUCCGAGCUGGUAAUGAGAAAGGCGAAGAUGAAGCCGACACGGUUGGUUGUUGUUCGCUGAAGUACGAACACAUCACGCUACGUGCCCCCAACACAGUCAUCUUUGACUUUCUGGGCAAAGACAGUAUUCGGUUCCACGAGGAAUUCGAGGUUGACCCACAAGUAUUCAAGAACCUCAAAAUCUUCAAGAAGCCUCCGAAAAAGGAAGGCGACGACAUUUUCGACCGCCUGACCACAACGCAACUCAACAACCAUCUCAAGAACUACAUGCCUGGCCUGACUGCAAAGGUGUUCCGUACCUACAAUGCCUCAUACACCAUGUCCAAGCUGUUGAGCGAAAUGAGAUCGGAAGGGUCGGUGGCCGAAAAGGUCAAAGAUUUCAACGAUGCGAAUCGCAAAGUGGCCAUUCUGUGCAACCACAAACGGACCGUGGCAGCGACUCACACGAACCAAAUGGAGAAGAUUGGCAAUCGACUCAAAGGUCUUAAGUACCAGCAAUGGCGACUGAAACAGAUGAUGCUGGACAUUGACCCGAAGAUCAAGAAGAAGAAGGGAGCCGAAUACUUUGCCUUGCCUGAGGAUCUGGACGAGGCUUGGAUCCAGGAACAUCAGGCGUACUUGGUCGAAGAACAAAGGAACAAGAUCAUCAAGAAGUUCGAAAAGGACAAUGAGAAACUGCAGGCCGAAGGACAGAAGCCAAUGAAGCAGAAGGAACUCGAUGAACGUCUGGAAGCCGUCAAAGAGCUCGAAAAGAAGUUCAAAAAGGAAAACAAGACCAAGAAAGUCGAGGCCGAAGGCAAGUCGCCGUCGAUCGAGAAACUCGAGGAGAACAUCAAAAAGUUUGACGCCAGAAUCGCCACCAUGUCCGUCCAGGCGGAGGACAAGGAGAACAAUAAAGAGGUGGCUCUGGGCACGUCCAAGAUUAACUACAUCGACCCACGGUUGACGGUGGUGUUUUGCAAGAAAUUCAACGUGCCUAUUGAGAAGUUGUUCUCCAAGACUCUCCGCGAGAAGUUUGAAUGGGCUAUCAAAUCGGUGGACGAGAAUUGGACUUUUUAG